AUGUCGACAUAUCACCUGCAGGAGCAGUUCGUGCUGAGAGCCCUGGAGCCCUCUGCGGCACAUGGCUGCGGCUUGCCCUACCUCAACUACGACUAUUCAUUCACCGCCGGAGGAGCACAUCGAAAGACACAUGGGGCUCCUCUGUGCUGGUGCACCGCGGGGCCCCGGGCGAAUGGCGUCCUGAGCAUUCGAUUCGACCGUUCCACACGGCCAGCCGCAUCAGAUGCCCGUCUCACCCACCGCACCAAGUUCUAUGCACAAGCACAGACGGGCACGCAGCUUACUUGCAGUACUUACAGCUUCACUUAG
Molecule: messenger RNA, 309 nt
Organism: Diaporthe amygdali
Lineage: Eukaryota; Fungi; Ascomycota; Sordariomycetes; Diaporthales; Diaporthaceae
Exons: 2
Coding region: 1-309 (102 amino acids)
Source: RefSeq, a predicted model, not a curated record